AUGACCAUGUCUCUAUACUUUGACUCAACUCAGAGGGCUCUAAAUAUGUUUAAUUCUGAACUGCUCCUGGGAAGACCCAUGCGCAUCAUGUGGUCAAACUGUGAACCCAAAGCCAAGACCAUCGAGGGGGGAAAAAUUUUCAUCAGGAACCUUCAUCGGUCCGUCAACAGCAUCUUCCUGUCUGACACCUUCUCUAAAUUCGGGAAGAUCGUGUCAUGCAAGGCUGUGGAAUCAAAAGACUUUGGGUACAUCCAGUACGAGUCAGCGAAGGCAGCGGCGCUGGCCAUUCAGCGCUUCAAUGGAAAAGUACUGAACAACCGUCAAAUCACCAUUGAGUACUUUAAGUCUCGAGAGGAGCGUGAGGCAGAGAUGCGCAAGGCAGAGGCACGGAAGGCCCCAGGAAAACCGCGCCAGCCAGUGUGUCCUCCCUGCUUCGAGACGAGAACCCCAGUUGUUGAGCCGCCUCGCUCAGAGGACACCGUUCAAACAAUCGAGGCAUCUGCCUCAGAAGACGCUGUCCAAACAAUCGAGGCAUCUGCCUCAGAGGACAUUGUCCAAACAAUCGAGGCAUCUGCCUCAGAGGACACUGUCCAAACAAUUGAGGCAUCUGCCUCAGAGGACAUUGUCCGAAUUGUCGACACCGCUUCCUCUUCUACUGUGGCACAAGAUAAGGCGGAGGCUGUUGAAACAGCUGCCCCAGAGAAAACUCUGGAAGCUGCUGAGACAGCUGCCCCAGAGGAAACCCCAGAGGUACCCAAUCUUUCACCACCGCAGAAGAGGCUGACCAUCUACAUACUAGAGUCAGCGGCUCUAGAAGACCAGGUCCAGACAGCUCAUGACUACAUGUUGCCACUUGUAGAAGAAAUCCACCCUACGGAUGCUAACCAGAUUACAUGGAUGAUUGUUCAGCAAGAGAACAAUUUCGAAAUUAUGAACAUUAUUAGUGAUCCCAGGCUCUUGCGAGCCAAGGUGGAUAAAAUGGACGCCUUGCUGAAGGCAAGAGCAGCUGGUUACAAGCCGGAAAGCCUGAAGACGAUUUUCGAAAGCGGCAAUAAGAAGAAAAAGUAGAAGAAGAAGAACAAUCAAAAAUAUCUAUAAACUCAUGACUAUUGUUACAAU
Messenger RNA from Hemibagrus wyckioides, 1119 nucleotides. Its product is annotated as polyadenylate-binding protein 1-like. Bases 1 to 1068 code for a protein of 355 amino acids. Gene Ontology annotation, molecular function: RNA binding. The record is from RefSeq and is a predicted model, not a curated record. Lineage: Eukaryota; Metazoa; Chordata; Actinopteri; Siluriformes; Bagridae. The transcript is spliced from 7 exons. Gene Ontology annotation, cellular component: U12-type spliceosomal complex; nucleolus. Gene Ontology annotation, biological process: positive regulation of mRNA splicing, via spliceosome.